Molecule: messenger RNA, 1516 nt
Organism: Amborella trichopoda
Lineage: Eukaryota; Viridiplantae; Streptophyta; Magnoliopsida; Amborellales; Amborellaceae
Molecular function (GO): protein binding
Source: RefSeq, a predicted model, not a curated record
CGACUCCGGUUCGUCCAAAGGAGCACUGCAUACAGAAAAGCCUAGAGAGCGAGAGAGAUGAAAAGAGACGCCUGUUUCGUGUUCCAGUUUCCAGAUGCUUUUACUGAAGAAAACCCCCUCUCCCCCCUCCCAUCCCUUUUUCAGAAAAUUCCAUCUCUCUCCCUCUUUCACCAAGUCCUCAAUUUUUCCUCGAGAGAGAGAAAUGGGUUCUCUUUUUGCUCCUCUUCCCGACGAGUUGACGACCACGAUCCUUGCACUAUUGCCCGUGGAUCACUUAUUCAGGCUCAAGAGAGUGAAUAAAUUAUGGGAAGAACUGCUCUCCUCUUUCUAUUUCGUAAUGGCCUUGUUUGCUGCCUGGUCAAAAGCCCUCGUGGAAAAUUGAGCUUGAAUUUGGGAAAUCCUUUAUCCCCGAGAAGAAUGGCCACUCCCCCAAAGCUUAACCAGAGAGUGGCCACUCCCCCAUAUCUUAAACAGAGAAAAAUGGUCACUCUCCCAAAGCAUUAUUUGGAACUAGUGAGUUUUGGGUUUCAUUUCAACCCCAUUAGAAAGAAUUUCAUGAUUUUAGCAAAUUUUGAAUAUCCACGUGAUGAAACUGCUUUUUGGGUAUUCGAUUCGGUGUUUGGAAGCUGGAGGUUGCUUGAAAAUCAGCCUGAAAUUCAAUAUAAAAACUGGAAGAUAUCGGAUUGUGUUGAGAACAAGUUCUAUGUAUUUUGUCCAAUUAUGUGCUAUCUAGAAAUCUUUGAUGUGGAAAGGGAAGAAUGGGUUGGUAAGUAUCUUCCAAAUCUCGAUAAGCUAACCCCAAUAAUGCAAGAGUGGAAUGGUAAGCUUUCUCUAGCACAUGUAACUGGAGAUUUGCAGGCCCAUAUUUGGGUUUUAGAUGAAGCCAAAGAUUGGGUGGAGGUGUUCAGACAAGAUUUGGGGGAAAUGGGGCUUAAAGAUCAAGCUAUAUAUGCAAGAUUCUUGCUUGGGGGAACAUUCUUUCUAAGUGGGAAUGAUAAGUAUGUGACAAUUGAUGUAGAGACUGGAUGCUCAAAAGUGAUUCCAGAUCAUCGUGCCGGGCUUGAUUUCAACUUUGUAAGGUACCAACCCACUCUUUGCACUUUCAAGAAGCCGAGCCGGAGAAGAAAGUUGAAGAACAAAGAGAAAACACACUAGUGGUGGAUUUUCAUUUGUGCUAUCUUCUUGUACAUAGUUUUUCCCUUGUGCUCUCUGUUUUGUUCUGGUUCAUGGUAUUUUCUUUUUUUUUUCUUUGCUUUAUUUCUAUGAUAUUGGCCUUUGGGUAAGGCCAUAAAAGGAAAGGACCAGCAAGCCUGGGCAAUGCUGAGUUUACUAAAGAUUGAAAGAAAAAUGUAUGUUGGAUAUCAGUUCAGAAUUAUUAAUGUAGACAUAACAACAUAAAUAAAAUUUCAUCAACUGUUACAGUACUCUGUAAUAUGUCAAAUGGUGUCACAGUGAAGAUUAUGGCAAUCUUUAUGGGACAAGAUUAGCAUUCAAUAUUAUAAAUCGAUUGAAAAUA